CGCAGGGAUACACAAAAGAGAAACGGACCGCUAACAGGUGCAUGACGCAAACCGUGAAUUCAACGUUAGUAACGUUGCCCAUUUUUCACCACGGAUAUUAAGUGAAUCCAUUGCAAUGGAUCUAAAUUACUAAUGCCCAACGCCGUUGGAAACACUGGACAUUCAUUGCAAUUGUACAGAAUGUCAAAAAGAGUCUGUGCUAGUAGCUGUUGACCUGCUUUCUCAGAGUGGCUGUCAAAACCAAUACACACCUAAUUUAUUCUGCUCUCCUCCAGCAUGUCAGGUGGUUACACUCCGGCUCCCGGGGGCCCCUUUUCAGCCCUAACCCCCAGUAUGUGGCCCCAGGACAUCCUGGCUAAGUACUAUCAGAAGGACCCUACAGAAGUGGCCGAAGAGCAGUAUGAUGAGUUUGGCUUUAGGCUGGACUGUGAAGACGGUCUGGAGCCAGGGUCCAGGCCAGAGCCCCAGAGAGAGGAUCCCCAGCAGAGGCUGCGCUGGCAGGCCCAUCUGGAGUUCACCCACAACCACACCGUUGGAGACCUGACCUGGGACCUCAUCGCCCCCGUCCUGCCCCGCUCCGAACGCCUCCGCUCCCUGGUGCUGGGGGGCAUUCCUCACAGCAUGAGGCCACAGCUGUGGAUGCGUCUGUCUGGAGCCCUGCAGAAGAAGAGGACCACUGAGAUCUCCUACAAAGAGAUCAUCAAGAACAGCACCAAUGAUGAGACCACUGCUGCCAAACAGAUAGAGAAGGACCUGUUGCGGACCAUGCCCUCCAACGCGUGUUUCUGCAGCCUUCAGAGUGUGGGUGUACCCAGGCUGAGGCGGGUCCUGCGGGGCCUGGCAUGGCUCUACCCUGACAUAGGCUACUGCCAGGGCACCGGCAUGGUGGUGUCCUGUCUGCUACUGUUUCUAGAGGAGGAGGAUGUGCUGUGGAUGAUGUGUGCUUUGAUCGAGGACUUGCUGCCUCCAUCCUACUUCUCCUCCACCUUGCUGGGGGUGCAGACAGACCAGAGGGUCCUGAGACAACUCAUAGUCCAGUACCUGCCAAGUCUAGACAGGCUGCUGCAGGAGCACGACAUCGAGUUAUCUCUGAUUACGCUGCACUGGUUCCUGACAUCAUUUGCCAGCGUGGUGGACAUCCGCAUCCUGCUGAGGAUCUGGGACCUGCUCUUCUACCAGGGCUCAGUUGUACUCUUCCAGGUCACACUGGGCAUGCUCAAGAUCAAGGAGGUUGACCUUCUCCUCUCUCCCCUACAGGAGGAGGAGCUGGUGUCCUCGGAGAACUCGGCGUCCAUCUUCAACACACUUUCAGACCUGCCUAGUCAGCUGGUGGACGGUGCCGAAGUGCUGGGGGAGGCCAUGCGACUGGCAGGUGUGCUUUCUCAGGAGACCCUGGAGGCCCAGAGGCACAAACACCUGGCCUACAUCCUCAACGAGCAGGCCCAGCUCAACACCAACAACUCCCACACAUUCAAUGGGAAACUCAAAAAGGUUGUGAGAAGACAGUCGUUGCGUAGGAAAUCCACCCUUAGCUCUCUGUUGUGGGGUGAAGACGAAGCGGAGGCCCUUAAGUCCAAGAACAUCAAGCAGACCGAGUUGGUUGCAGCUCUCCGAGAGGCCAUCACCCGCACCGCUGAACACUUCCACUGUCUGGACCCACGACACACCAGCACCGACUUGACUCCAGACUACUCCAUGGAGAGCCACCAGAGAGAUCAUGAGAACUUCCUGGUUGUUUCUCGUAAUCGACGGAGACGGGCCAAAGCCCUCCUGGACUUUGAGCGCCACGAUGACGAUGAACUGGGCUUCAGGAAGAAUGACAUCAUCACAAUUUUUUCCCAGAAGGACGAGCACUGUUGGGUGGGUGAGCUGAACGGUCUGAGAGGUUGGUUUCCAGCCAAGUUUGUGGAGAUCCUCGAUGAGCGGAGCAAAGAGUACUCUCUGGCGGGUGAUGACUCUGUGACGGAGGCAGUUACAGACCUUGUCAGAGGGACAUUGUGUCCUGCCUUGAAGGCAAUCUUCCAACACGGCCUGAAGAAACCCUCCAUAUUGGGAGGACCUUGUCAUCCUUGGCUCUUCAUAGAGGAGGCGGCCAGUAGAGAGGUGGAGAGGGAUUUCAACUCUGUCUACUCCAGACUGGUCCUGUGCAAGACCUACAGGUUAGAUGAAGAUGGCAAGGUCCUCACACCAGAGGAGUUGCUAUAUAGAGCGGUGCAAUCUGUCAAUAUGAGCCAUGACUCUGCACACGCUCAGAUGGACGUCAAGUUCCGCUCCCUCCUCUGUGUGGGUCUAAAUGAGCAGGUGUUACACCUGUGGUUGGAGGUGUUGUGUUCCAGUAUGCCUGCAGUAGAGAAGUGGUACCAGCCCUGGUCCUUCCUCCGUAGCCCAGGAUGGGUCCAGAUCAAGUGUGAACUAAGGGUUCUGUCCAAGUUUGCCUUCAGUCUCUCUCAGGACUGUGAGCUGCCUGCCAAGAAAGAGGAGAAAGAGCAGAGGCCACUGAAGGAAGGAGUCCAAGACAUGUUGGUGAAACAUCAUCUUUUCAGCUGGGACAUUGAUGGAUAGACGCACCUAGGAUGUAGAAAACAACCUUCCCUGCUCCACACAUGCUCUCUAUAUACAAGAGUGGUCUGUUUUCUCCUUUUCGUAUUGACUGCUCUGUUGGAACACAACCAGUGGUGUUGUCAACACCAGCUCUCCCUAGGAAGUAUUGUAUUGUUCAGACACUUGAUGAUCAUCAUUCCAUAAAGAUGACAGUUUCAUCCCGUUUAAAAUUAAACUGCCUUGCUACUGACAUUUGGAUCUGCAAUGACUCUAUUACCCAUAGAGUGCCCUAUCCGGAAUGGGCUGUCAUUUGAAAGACAUUGCCACCUGCCAAUUACUUUUCAUGUCCGUCUUCAAUGACGUUAACAUUUGAGGCUCUGAGCUUUCUAACCAUCAUAGGUCUCUGCGGUCUGAGUUAAAUAAUGAAUUAGCAUGUAAUCAAGGAUGAAACUAUAAAGACACUUCUAGCAAAACGUUAUAGCAUGGACAUCACCAUUGAACUUAUCCACCAUUUCAAUGUAGUCCAUUAGAUGUGACUUCUAACUUCAUUAGCUGAUCCCUCUCGAUGACCUGGAUGGGUCACUUGAGUAAAUUAUAAUUUAAUUUACAGUACUUGAGUUGUAGAUAUUCACUACUCCACCUGCACCUAAUGUCUCGGUUGGUCAUGUGAUCACUACUCCAACCUUGUCAUCAGGUGGGAUCAACAAAUUAAUUCUACUUAAAAUGUACUGAUAGCCACAGUGGCACUGCCCAUUCUUUAACAGAUGUUCUUAGGGCGCAGAUACACCUACCUCUUUCCAUCUCUAUGGACAAAAUCAGUAAAUUGAUAGCCCUGUCUGUCACCAUGGCUGUUCGUUCUUGGAUGAAGCUACUGUGUGUGGUCACACUGUUUUUCAUAGUCCAUACACCUAGGUACAAAGUAGUCAUCUGUACUGUGUCAUGAAGGACUGGUCUGUGGUCUUUGUAGCAACGUGCCCCAAAGUGUGUUUGUUACCUGCUAACAGUACUAUAGUAGAAUGUGCUUUAGAAAUGUACAUUAGCCAACUCUGAUCACGAAGGGUACUUAAAAUUCCUUAGAUUGGCCCCAAACAUUCUAGAACAAUCCCAUUUUACUCUGCAUACACUGUCUUGUAAUGUUUGGUGCCAACAUGGCACACAAGGAAUGACUCUCAAACCAGGUGUGCCCAAUCCUCAGCACUCCUUGUUUCUGUUACUUGUUCCACUACUGGAAGUUAUAAUUGGUUUGGGCCCUUGUGGGGUUUUCAACCGUGUGAAACCAUGUGUAUUUACACUUGACCUUCUGUAUGCAUAGUCACUGUGGUGACUGAAAGAACUGUCAGAAAAUGUAUUUCAAUUUGUGUAUGAAGAAUGAUUUAUUUCUAUAAUGUUGUAAACAUUUCAUUCCUUUGUAAACCCAGUAUACAUAGCAAUGUGGCGUUAACAACAAGUAUCCCCUCUUGAUGUCUGACUGAGAAGCCACUAGACUAACACAUCCACCUUGUACAGUAAUGUAAUGUUCUAUAUAUAUAAUAUAUAUAUAUAUAUAAUAUCACGUGCGCGCACACACACACACACACACACCCAAAUAAGAAAAUAAAAUAUCUGAAACUCU
This is a messenger RNA of Esox lucius (northern pike), 4153 nucleotides long. It is a transcript of the gene sgsm3, whose product is annotated as small G protein signaling modulator 3. NCBI's taxonomy places the organism in Eukaryota, Metazoa, Chordata, Actinopteri, Esociformes, Esocidae. Gene Ontology annotation, molecular function: protein binding. Bases 277 to 2562 code for a protein of 761 amino acids. The record is from RefSeq and is a predicted model, not a curated record. The transcript is spliced from 21 exons.